Molecule: messenger RNA, 123 nt
Organism: Dibothriocephalus latus
Lineage: Eukaryota; Metazoa; Platyhelminthes; Cestoda; Diphyllobothriidea; Diphyllobothriidae
Source: the annotation of a GenBank genome assembly
AUGAGUACCUGCUGGGAAGCCGAGGAGAGCGUUCCACUGGGUGAGGAACCACCGCCAACAGCAACCGGCGGCGUGGAGGGUGAAGAGGAGGCGGAGGCGGCGACAGCGGCGGAGGUUGGAGAG